Molecule: messenger RNA, 5706 nt
Organism: Exaiptasia diaphana
Lineage: Eukaryota; Metazoa; Cnidaria; Anthozoa; Actiniaria; Aiptasiidae
Product: transportin-1
Biological process (GO): protein import into nucleus
Cellular component (GO): cytoplasm; nucleus
Molecular function (GO): nuclear import signal receptor activity; small GTPase binding
Source: RefSeq, a predicted model, not a curated record
AAUUGGUAAUGAGCCGUUUGGGGUGGCCGAGAGGAAGACCAGGGGCCUGAGCAGAGACGGUCGGUGAACAGGAGAAAAAUCAAAAUGGCGUGGCAACCGGAUCAAGACGGGCUCCAACAAAUAAUACUCUUACUAAAGGAAAGUCAAAGCCCAAACACAGAAACACAACGUGCAGUGCAACAAAAACUCGAAUCUCUCAAUCAAUUCCCUGACUUCAAUAACUAUCUAAUAUUCGUYCUCACGAAGUUAAAAAGUGAAGAUGAACCUACACGAUCACUCUCUGGUCUAAUUCUCAAGAAUAAYGUUCGGUCUCACUACCAUACGUUCCCUGAUGAAGUCAAAGAGUUUAUAAAGUCAGAAUGUCUGCAAGCCAUUGGAGAUCCUUCGCCAUUGAUCCGAGCAACGAUUGGCAUAUUGAUCACGACAAUUUCUGCCAAGGGCGAUCUAACAAACUGGCAGCAGCUUUUGCCAAGCUUAUGUCAAAUGUUAGACAGCGAAGACUACAAUGUUUGUGAGGGUGCCUUUGGAGCUCUCCAGAAGAUUUGUGAAGACUCUGCUGAUCAGCUUGACAGCGAUGCUCUGAACAGACCUCUAAAUGUCUUGAUYCCAAAGUUCUUGAAUUUUUUCCGACAUGCCAGUCCAAAGAUAAGAUCRCACGCCAUUGCUUGUGUCAACCAGUUUAUUGUCAAUAGGACCCAGGCUCUUAUGUUACAUAUUACAACUUUUAUUGAGAACCUGUUUGGACUAGCUGGAGACGAGGACCCUGAAGUGAGAAAGAACGUAUGUCGUGCAUUAGUAAUGCUACUUGAAGUCAGGGCAGACCAACUGAUUCCUCAUAUGAACAACAUAGUUGAGGUAAUUUGCUACUCCACUAUUAUUUUCAUUAUAGGAAAGUGUUCUGCCGCAGCCCUGGAUGUUCUCGCCAAUGUAUUCAGAGAUGAUCUCCUUCCUGUUCUACUACCRAUACUAAAAGAUAUCUUAUUUCAUCCUGACUGGGAAUCCAAAGAAUCUGGUAUUCUUGUCCUUGGUGCUAUYGCAGAAGGUUGUCUGAAUGGCAUUGCACCUCAUUUAUCGGAGCUUGUCCCAUUUCUCAUCAACUCCUUGUCUGAAAAGAAGGCAUUAGUUCGGUCGAUAACUUGCUGGACAUUGAGUCGAUAUGCCCAUUGGGUGGUGAACCAGCCCCAUGAAGCAUACCUUCAAAAACUAAUGACUGAGUUAUUAAAGAGAAUAUUGGACAGCAACAAAAGAGUGCAAGAAGCUGCGUGCAGUGCAUUUGCAACACUCGAAGAAGAAGCGUGUACAGAGCUUGUGCCAUACUUGGGUUUCAUUCUUGAAACCUUGGUGUUUGCCUUCAAUAAAUACCAGCACAAGAAUUUACUUAUCCUGUAUGAUGCCAUUGGUACCUUGGCUGAUUCAGUUGGUCACCAUCUCAACAAGCCAGAGUACAUUACAAUGCUAAUGCCACCACUUAUUCAAAAAUGGAAUGAACUCAAGGACGAAGACAAGGAUUUAUUUCCCUUGCUGGAAUGCCUGUCCUCUGUUGCAUCAUUAGCUCAACCAGAUCAGUUUGAGCCACCAGACAAAGACUUCAUGAUAGUGGCAUUAGACCUUCUUAGUGGUCUAGCAGAGGGACUUGAGGGACAGAUUGAACAGUUUGUUGUCUCAAGUAACAUUAUGACAUUGCUCUUCCAGUGUAUGCAGGACAAGAUGCCUGAGGUGAGACAAAGCUCAUUUGCCCUUCUAGGAGACCUGACAAAAGCMUGCUUUACCCACGUCAAACCCUGUCUACCUGAUUUUAUGCCWAUUCUUGGACAAAAUCUCAAUCCGGAUUUUAUAUCUGUUUGUAACAAUGCUACUUGGGCCAUUGGCGAGAUAUCAGUGCAGUUAGGAUUUGAUAUUUUUCUGUGAUGCAGUGGCAUCUUGGGUCAAUCCAAGUCCUGAUCUCAAGGAGAUGUUUCUCAAGAUUCUUCAUGGCUUCAAAAACCAAGUUGGGGAGGAAAACUGGAAACGGUUUUCUGACCAGUUUCCUGCGGCGCUUCGUGAGCGUCUSACGGUGAACUAUGGAGUAUAGCCUUCUGAAGUCAUAAUGGGAAGGGAGGAAUGUCAGGUGUAAUCAUGGUAGGCGUGCAAGUGACAAGUCCUGGUUCAUGUCAGUCAGUCUGUCUCUGUCUGUCUGUCUGUCUGGGAGGGUCGUGCUGCCACCGCAGUGUAUCUAGUUACCAGUCCACUAACCAUUAACAACACGGGGUGGGUCGGGAGGACCACUUAGGGAUAAUACUAUCACGUGUCGUGUCAUGUGUUUGUCACGUGACGUGUUGAUCAAUCAAUAGUAACGUGUUUGUUGCAAAUGUCAACUUGUCUAAUGACGUCAGAGUUUCAUUUCGAUGGGGUAACACUCCUUUUUUUCAGUCCUAAUAUCGCGCCCGAGCGGCGGCUGAUAAAUAAUUAAAUAAUUAUAAUAUCUAAUAUAGUAUAAUAUAAUAACAAAAGAAGCGAUGUAGUCUCUUGUAUUAUAUAUGGGACGAAAUCCAAUGAAGUCCCCGUUUGUGCAUUUCGCAAGUUUUUUUUGCUAGGUUUUUAUUUUGCUUUAAUGAAGUACUAUUUUAUAUAUUUGUCGAAAUAAUUGUAUAUUUGUAAAGUAAUAAGAAAUAGUAAAACAGUUUUCGUAUAAAUUSAAGAAUAGGAGAAUUUAGGACAAAUUGAUAUCAAACGUGCAUUAUGACGUAACUUGAAURAUGUGUAAAGUGCGCAUUGAUUCAUGGUAGUUGUUCAAAAUGACGUCAUUUUAAUAGCUUACGAAUGGAAAAAAAUUAGCCGUUUCUUUGGUUACCCCCAUCAAACUCUGAUUAAUUUGUGGUGCGUGUUAAUAAUAUGUUACAAAUGAUCAGCUAAUAAAGCUUGGUAACCUUACAUGUUGUGACGUCAUGUUGUGACGUAAUGUGUGGCAGUCUCACUGUUGUGUCAGUGAUAAUCGCCAGUUGGUUGCUUGUUAAUGACUUGCUAACUUGUGGUCAGCGGUGUAGUACUCAAGUGUGUGCGUAGCGCAUGUAUUGUGAAGAGUAGCCGCUUACUGUCUAUGCCGUGUCUUAAAUAACUACGUCAGAUCCGGUUCAUGAUCAUGGCGUAUUGUUUGCAACUAGCUGAAAGAUUCAAUCCAACAAUAUCAAAGUCCGUCUUUGUAAUUCUAAAAGAAGCAAAUGUUUAAGAAAAAAACAAAAACAACUCUUUUUUCAAUGUGCAUUUGGCUUGAAACUUAAAUUUUUUUGCCUCGUUUCUUCAAAUUUUCAAGGCAGGCAAGUGUGAAAUAUUGCUUGUUUUCGAAUUUAUCUUCAUAAACAAGCCAUUGUAGUUGCCUCAUAACAUAUUAAUAUUUAUUAUGAAAUCAAUUUCAAUUUAUUUUAGCCUCUUCCAUAUUUUUGAAUUUCAAUUCGUUUUAUUAGAAACGGUAUUUAUAAUUUCACAGGGAAAAAAAACUAGUUUUGUUAAUAUUUAACAAUUUUCGAAAUAGCAAAUUAUUCAGUUUGAGCAUAAUUCCACCAAGUGCCAAGAAUCAUGGGAUACUAUGGGUCAUUGUUUAAUGGUCGUUGUAAACCUUUGAAGUAAAAUACUUCAUGUGGACAUUUUUAAGUGUCUCGAGUAUUCCAUGUACACUGUCUGCUAUCAGUGUUGAACUAAUAUUCCUAAGGGCCUUUUGAGUGCCCAGUAAAAGGUAAAUCGUAACACGUUUGUCAAAGUGUUUUGUUUUAUGUAUUUCAUUUUCACACUUCACCCUGGGUCCAUACAAUAGUUUGCAAUUUUUCUGAACAAACCAUGUAUUCUAAAGCAAAAAAAGGUUGGCGUACUUCUUGCGCUAUUUCGUCUGCCUAAAAGAGUUCUUUCUCAGGAUCGGUUGUACCAAGUGUCAAUAGCGCUAUUCAACAGACAAAUACUUAUUCAGCGGACGAAAUCCAUAAAAAACAUCAAUGAAGAUGAUAAAGUUUCCUGGCCAUUCGUACAACUGUUCCAGGAAGAGUUCUUUUCUAAUCACAACAAAACGUUUAUGGUUUUUGCGCGACCCAAAUAGCGCAUGCAUCUACUAAAAUGCAAUAGGCAAUGUGUAGGACGCCAUUUUGUGAAACAAAGCAUGAUGCUAUAUUAUGUUAUAGACCCUAAAAUAUCUCCUUAAAAUCCUUUUUUUUUUGCGGUUUCUAUGCAGAAAAUGCAAAACAACAUMUAUGUUGUCUUACAAAAAGCAAAAACACUUCAGAGGGACUGUUAGCGUAAACAAAACACAGAAAAGUAAAAAAGUACGAGGACUACAACUACCAUCAUGCUUUGCGUCGCUGCACAUUGCCUAUUUUAAUCGGUAAUCAAUUGCACAGUCCCAAGCUCCAUCUUGAAACAUAACCGAGCCUUCACAGGAAAGCGGGGCAGUGGUUGAGGAUGAAGUGAUGAGGUAAUUGUUGCUAAGUAUCUAUUWUUAUCAACUUAAUCACUGUCUGGCUUGGUUAUCUUUAGAGAUGGAGCCUGGAACUGUUGGGUACUGAGAAAAUAAUCUAGGACUCCCAUCCCCAAGCGGGGUAAAUAUACAGUAACAUGACUAAAGUCGUUCAUCUCUUAUUAAUUUCUGCUCAACUAAAACAACCGUUUGGAUUCUUUGCUGGUUAUCUUUCCGGUGAAUCAAACGUAUAUCUAAUUGAUAUAUUAAGAAAAACUAUUCAUAUUUCAUAUCGAUCGAUAUAGCUGAGGUCGCUAUUAUUUCUUAUGGUCGUUAUAGAGGAGCUCUUUCCGGUCGAUAAUCAAACUUAUUUCUAACUGAUAUAUUAAGAAGGUCUAAGAAGAGCUAUUCAUAUUUCAUAUCGAUCGAUAUAGUUGAGGUCGCUAUUAUUUCUUCUGGUCGUUAUAGAGGAGUUCAUUGUCAAACCAGCUGGCCUGUGUUUGUUCGUACAUUGUCUUGUUGCUUGAAGUUCAGAUGUUUAAUGUUAUAGAAGGUAUAAUCGAUUAAUGAUAUAUAAAUAGAUUAAUAGUAUAAGUAAGACAAUGAACCCGUGAAACAGUUUUGCAGCAAUGUGCUGCAUUUAAAAAACUAUGUUAACUUGAUUUCGAGUAAAGCCAAUCCUGAAAUAUUAUAUAAGCGAUGCCAUUUUUAAAACAAAGGAUGGUUGGUGGGAAAUCUAGUCUUCGCACUGCCGUUUCUAUCUCCUUUUCUUUUCUUUUGAUUUAUUUUCCCCCUUGAAUUGUUUUUUCUUUCUUUCUUUGUUUCUUUUUCCUUUCUUUCAAUUUUUUUUUCAAAAAGUUAUCGGCACCGAAAGUCAGAGACUUAUAGAAGUUCGACAUCAUUGUCAUUGGGAAAGUGCAGAGACAAUAUUUACAAUCAGGUAUUGCUGUUUCUUUCUUUUCUUUUCUUUUUUUUUUUGGCAUCACUUCAUUUCCCACAGACCAAAAUGAGAACAAUAGCAGCCUUUCAAAGAACAUAUUGGAUAACUAACUGUUCAAACAUUAUUUACUCACUAUCUAUUUGAUUUCACGGGUUUAUUGUCCUAAUAAAAACGCACUUCAGUUUAAAACAACAGUUUGCAGCUCUUGGUUUGCUCAAACGCAAGCCACCAGCAACGCAGGCUCUGUUAGAAAGGAACGAUAUACUAGUUAUUCCUCGUAAAUAUGAUAGAUGUUAUAAAUAAAGUACUAACAAUUAUGAUUACAACUAAAGUAUAUUUUAUGUGCAAU